GAGAACGGCCACCGCGGCGAGCAGAUGUGCUGAGAAAUUUCGCGCGCGCUUCUAACAAUAGAACCAAGUUGAGUUGAUAUUUUUUGUCAUGGGUUUUAUUUUGAAGAAAUAAGGAAGAGUAACAAGAGUGCAAUUAUAAGAUGACAUGUUUUUCAUGAAGAGACACGCGACCUACAGACUAAACUAAACUAAACUGAAUGAAAACGAUAAUAGCCAGCGAUAGUGGAUGACGCGACGCGUCAAAGUUCUGUCUGUGAUACGAUUCGUUACACGUGCUUGAUGGUGUUUGAAAACGGGGUGAAUCAGUUAUCUAACCAGUAAACCGAGCUGCAGAGUGCCAAAAAUUGAGUUGUCAGCACGCCAAAAGUGCUGCCAAUUGCGUGUCAUCCAGUAACUCUUACAAGUGGGAACACACUGCAGAACAAAGCAAAGUGCGUAUAAAUGUUAUGGUUCAGUGGUUUUGCGUUGUCAAUUUUUUAAGAAGAUAGUUUUGUUCGUUAGUUAUUAGGUACUAUAAUGAGAUUAGCUUUAGUGAAUUCAAUUUGUCGUGUAUAAAAUUUCCCGAAUGAAUAUCCAUCCAUGUGACCCUAAUUACCUCGCAAUACAUCAAAGUAGGCUGACGUUGUCGGAUUGGAAGAUUUGAAACCCCCCGAUCUGGAUCGAAGAAUGCGUUGUCAUUGUAACGGUGUACGCACGUGAUUUUUGUCAUAUCGGCUGCCGCCCCCUCCAGUAGCAGACUUCUGGGAAAGAUCUCAUCCGCCACCAUCACCAUCCAGUGUGCGAUCUCCACUUCAACCCCACCAUCAAGUCGGGGUAGAAACCCCCUGAACGUGUGAUAACAGUCCAUCAUCGCCUUAGAUUAAAAUCGAAUCCACAUCAAAAAUGCAUUUCAAAGAAGUGUGCAACCGGCGCUGCAUCCUGACCUCCAGCGGGCUCAUCCUGGUGGCGUUCGGAGUCUUCCUCACCUUCUGCUUCCACGCCGUCUUUCGGGACAUUUUGUACGAGGAACUCAAACUCCGUCCGACGUCGCGCGGCUAUGACGCGUGGGUCACUCCGCCCUUCCCGCUGUCGAUGGACGUGUACUUCUUCAACUGGACCAACCCGGAAGACCUGAAGAACGCCAGCACGAAGCCCAUCCUGGAGGAGCUUGGGCCGUAUCGGUUCACCGAGCGGCCCGAAAAGGUCGACAUUGUGUGGCACAACCACAACCACACCGUCAGCUAUCGGAAGAAGAGCGUGUACUUCUUCGACGAAGAGGGCAGCAACGGGACGCUGGACGACGUCAUCAGCAGCAUCAACGUGGUCGCGCUGUCCGCGGCGAACCGGGCCCGCAGCUGGAACUACGUCAAGCAGAAGGGCGUCUCGAUGGGGCUGGGCCUGUACGACCAGGACGUGUACGUGGUCAAAACGGCGGGCGAGCUGCUGUUCGACGGGUACGAGGACAACAUGGUGCUGAUGGGCAAGCAGCUGUUCGACGCGAGCGAGGUGCCGUUCGACCGCGUUGGGUGGUUCUACACGCGCAACAACUCAGCGGACCUCAUUGGGCACUACAACGUGCACACCGGCGUCGACGACAUCUUCAAGAUCGGUUCGAUGGCCGAGUGGAACUACAAACCGCGGACGGACUUUUUCGCCGGCCACUGUGGCAUGUUGAACGGUUCCGCGGGGGAGUUUUACCCACCGGGGCUGACCAAGGACGUGCCGAUUCAGCUGUUUACGCCGGACAUGUGUCGCAGUCUGCCGCUGGACUUUGAGCAGGAGGAGGAGGUGGCCGGCAUCCGGGGCUACAAGUACGCCGGAGGUCCGCGGACCGUGGACAAUGGGACGCAGUUCCCGGAGACGGCUUGCUUUAGCGCGGGGGAGAUUGUACCGUCGGGAGUGUUGAACAUCUCGUCGUGCCGCUUUGGGACGCCGGUGUUUAUGUCGUUUCCGCAUUUCUACGGCGCCGAUGAGUACUACCUGAACCAGGUGGAGGGACUCAACCCGGACAAGAGCAAGCAUCAGCUGUACAUGACAAUGGAACCGACGAUGGGGAUUCCACUGGAUGUGGCCGCACGGUUCCAGUUGAACAUUAUGCUCGAAUCACACCCCAAUAUUGCCCUCUACGAAGACGUCCCACGAACCUUCCUCCCAGUGCUCUGGUUCGAACAGCACGUCACAAUGACCCCGGAGUUCACCGGCGAGAUCGCCCAAGCGCUGAGCAUUCCGACGACGGCCCGCAUCUGCGGCAUCGCAAUGCUCAUCGUCGGCGCCAUCCUGAUCGCCUGGACGCCCAUCAGCCGAUUACUCGCCCAGAAGCGACGUGACGCCGUCAAGGACAACGCCGGAACCGGCCACCAGGAAAAGACCCUGCUCCAGCAGAACCUCACGGCGGCCAUUCUCGGAGCGUCCGCCCCGGAAAAGGACCCCAAACUGGGCAAGACGAUUGCCGAGGCGCACCCGUUGAUCGAGUGCAAAAUGGUCCGGCUAGCGGACAGUGACAACACCAAAUCGUGAUAACCGGAAGUUGGGCGCUACCAGAAAGAAAAAGACUUGCCUUGAUCCGCGAGGCGUUGAGCGGCCGCAUCACCAAGUUCUCUAAGUUCGUGUAGAUUUUAAGCUGUGCAGUUUUUUGUGAAAUGUUUAUUUUAAACAAAGAAGCAGAAGCAGAAACACAAUCAUUUUUUAAGCUGUGUCAAGUCCGAGCCGAAGCGAAAUUAACUGCAAACAUUCUUAAAAAAAGCGAGUUUAAACUAAAAUACUAUACAGGGACUAACCUAGACUCCUCAAAAGAAAUGAUUUAAGUUUAAGAAGCAGCUUCAAAUCAUCAGUCCCCUGUUACUUUCUGUAUGUACUCUCCUCGUUUAGCCUCGUUUCCUGUUAAGUGUUAGUCUAACGUCGAAGCUCCUGCAGUGGAAAAAUCAAACAAGUGCCAGAACAAAACAAAGAACAAAUACCCACCUCACACACGACCAGUAGUAGUUGGACCAGGGAAGCCACUUCCUUUAAAAAUAUCAUUGUGCCUUUUUGGUGCAAAGAUUACAGAAGGAAAAAACAACAAAAUAUACGCAAAAUCACAAUCAAACAGAUAUUCCAGGUUAUGCAAGUAGGUUAAGAGUGAAUAUAUUUGUAUUGUCUUUACAAAUUGUAUCGUACCAAGAAAAAAUAAAUAAGAUUAAAUUUGAUACCUUAUAAUAA
This is a messenger RNA of Culex pipiens pallens (northern house mosquito), 3177 nucleotides long. RefSeq names its product protein peste (gene santa-maria). The record is from RefSeq and is a predicted model, not a curated record. NCBI's taxonomy places the organism in Eukaryota, Metazoa, Arthropoda, Insecta, Diptera, Culicidae. Bases 883 to 2496 code for a protein of 537 amino acids. The transcript is spliced from 7 exons. Gene Ontology annotation, cellular component: cytoplasm; membrane. Gene Ontology annotation, molecular function: scavenger receptor activity.